AUGGGUUCCACUGCCGAGGACGCCUCCCGAACCGUACGAAUUUCCUCCGGAAGAGAAGAAACUGUGCGACGUUUUAAAGGAAGAGAAAAUACCACCAACCAAGAGAUAUGCCAAAAAACCAAAAGAAUUGUGCGUUUCAUAAAGGACGUCUAUAUUCCAUUCGUCAUUCCAUGGGAGCAGUGGCCAUGUAUACAAUCCCAAGAGGGUAUGGGUGCGUUCGGUAAACCGCGUGAUGCGUAUACCAAAAUUGAGCACGGCUCGAAGCCACUUGUUCAGGGAGAUCUUCAUUCCGAGACAAUCAAUCCACUUCUAUCGCAAGACACAGGAGCUUCCUCCAAAGGCAUGAUGCCAUUUGGAGCGUACAGAAGGAACGUAUCCUCUGUGAUCGACAAUCAUGAUUUCGAUACAUCUAAGAAAUAUGCAUAUUCAUGUCCUUGUAUAUUACAGCUAAAACUGAGUGAGGGAAUCAUACCGAAGCAAAUGCAAGGAUCGAUACCACCACAAAACGGUGAAACUGUGAUGGGAUCGAUGCGAAAUCAGGUUCAUUAG
Molecule: messenger RNA, 549 nt
Organism: Anisakis simplex (herring worm)
Lineage: Eukaryota; Metazoa; Nematoda; Chromadorea; Rhabditida; Anisakidae
Source: the annotation of a GenBank genome assembly